Messenger RNA from Oncorhynchus keta (chum salmon), 912 nucleotides. RefSeq lists its product as uncharacterized. Lineage: Eukaryota; Metazoa; Chordata; Actinopteri; Salmoniformes; Salmonidae. The record is from RefSeq and is a predicted model, not a curated record. Bases 1 to 912 code for a protein of 303 amino acids. The transcript has 2 exons.
AUGUCAGUGGCGUGUGGUUUACUGUACGCCAGCCACGUGCCCAGUCCCCACCCUGUAGUCACCCAGCCCAGCCACGUACCCAGUCCCCACCCUGUAGUCACCCAGCACAGCCACGUGCCCAGUCCCCACCCUGUAGUCACCCAGCCCAGCCACGUGCCCAGUCCCCACCCUGCAGUCACCCAGCACAGCCACGUGCCCAGUCCCCACCCUGUAGUCACCCAGCACAGCCACGUGCACAGUCCCCACCCUGUAGUCACCCAGCACAGCCACGUGCCCAGUCCCCACCCUGUAGUCACCCAGCACAGCCACGUGCACAGUCCCCACCCUGUAGUCACCCAGCACAGCCACGUGCCCAGUCCCCACCCAGCCCAGCCACGUGCACAGUCCCCACCCUGUAGUCACCCAGCCCAGCCACGUGCCCAGUCCCCACCCUGUAGUCACCCAGUCCAGCCACGUGCCCAGUCCCCACCCUGUAGUCACCCAGCCCAGCCACGUGCCCAGUCCCCACCCUGUAGUCACCCAGCACAGCCACGUGCCCAGUCCCCACCCUGUAGUCACCCAGCCCAGCCACGUGCCCAGUCCCCACCCUGCCACGUGCCCAGUCCCCACCCUGUAGUCACCCAGCCCAGCCACGUGCCCAGUCCCCACCCUGUAGUCACCCAGCCCAGCCAUAUGCCCAGUCCCCACCCUGUAGUCACCCAGCCCAGCCACAUGCCCAGUCCCCACCCUGUAGUCACCCAGCCCAGCCACGUACCCACUCCCCACCCUGUAGUCACCCUGCCCAGCCACGUACCCAGUCCCCACCCUGUAGUCACCCAGCCCAGCCGGGGACCAGAUGGUGUCCCCCCACACACACACCAAGGGCUCAGAGGACAUGGGGGCCGCCCAUGGGAGGGGGUAUUGCGAGUCUGA